This is a messenger RNA of Staurois parvus, 365 nucleotides long. The record is from the annotation of a GenBank genome assembly. NCBI's taxonomy places the organism in Eukaryota, Metazoa, Chordata, Amphibia, Anura, Ranidae.
CACUGAUCAUCAGGGCACUGAUGAUCAGUGUAGCCCCAUCAGUGCCACCUGUCAGUGUCCAUCAAUGCCAGCUGUCAGUGCCCAUCAGUGCCACAUCAAUGCCACAUAUCAGUGCCCAUCUGAGCUGCCUUUCAGUGCCACCUAUCCGUGCCAGUCAGUGCCACCUAUCAGUGCCAUCAGUGCCGCCUAUCAGUGCCGCCUAUCAGUGCCAUAUAUGAGUGCUGCCGUUCAGUGCCCAUCAGUGAUGCCUGUCAAUGCCCAUCAGUGUCACCUACCAGUGCCUCCGCAUGAGUGCCCAUCAGUGCCGCCUAUUAGUGCAGCCUUUCAAUGCCCAUCACUGCAGCCUCAUUAGCACACAUCAGUGA